Penicillium arizonense is the source of this 1071-nucleotide messenger RNA. RefSeq names its product putative G-patch domain protein. The record is from RefSeq and is a predicted model, not a curated record. Gene Ontology annotation, molecular function: nucleic acid binding. The transcript has 2 exons. Lineage: Eukaryota; Fungi; Ascomycota; Eurotiomycetes; Eurotiales; Aspergillaceae. Gene Ontology annotation, cellular component: kinetochore. Bases 1 to 1071 code for a protein of 356 amino acids.
AUGUCUGAUGAAGAUGAUUAUAUGUCCAUGGUGAUUGAGGAGCCCACUCAAAAAGAGACCUUCACCCAGAAAAAGCGCCGCGAACAACGAGAGGCCGAAGCCCGCGGCAGAGUCCCUUCUAAAGCCGAACGCGCCGCACAAGAAGCCGCCCGCCGAGAUGAAGCUCUAGCAACCAGCACCCUCAACCCUACUAACAAGGGCUUUCAGAUGAUGGCCAAGCUUGGAUUCAAACCUGGUGAAUCACUUGGGAAACAGGCACCCGCCACCAACACAGAAACAGCCUCCGACUCCUCGGAUAAAGCGCGCUCGGAGCCGCUGAAUCUCAUUUUCAAAGAGAACCGCGGGGGUAUCGGUCUGGAUACGGAGAAGAAGCGCAAGAUCCGUGAGGAAGCUGAAGAGGCGGUCAAGAAAAUCAAGCACGAGGAGGGCACUUAUCGGGAUCGCGUGCGCGAAGAGCGUGAGUUGAAACGGACCGAGGCGCAAGUGCGCGCUGCGCAGAAGGUUGCGGAGAGGUUGGAGGCGGAGGCCGAGGCGGAGACAACAAUUGAGAAGGGAGACGGAAAAAGGCAGGACCGGAAGUCUACUGAGAACGAAGACGAAUCUGCGCAUCGUGACGGGAAUGCUGACGACGAGCCAGCAUCUGGCGCCGGUCCCAAGAAAGCAGCCCCUAUCAAACCCACCUCUCAAAUUAACGUCCUCUACCGUGGUCUUAUCCGUGAGCGCGAAGAGCGCGAUCGUGACCGCCAAGUUCGCCAUGCUCUCCAGUCUUCGCUCCCGUCAUCCUUCUUCCCCAGAGCGCGGCUGCCAGAAUUUGACGAUCCGACUAUGGAUCGAGAAGACAAGAAGGCCCUUGGUGAAGUUGACCAGAAUACGUCGGCAUUGGAGAUUGAGCUCGAGGAAGAGGACGAGGAGCUUGAUGCUUUCAAUGCUCUCGAGCCCGCCGAGCGGCUAGAAAAACUGGUCCUAUUUUUGCGUGAGAAGUACAGGUAUUGCUUUUGGUGCAAAUACACCUACGAGACGGAUGAAGAGUUGGAGGGUUGUCCUGGCCUCACGGAAGAGGAUCAUGACUGA